Molecule: messenger RNA, 20033 nt
Organism: Xyrichtys novacula (pearly razorfish)
Lineage: Eukaryota; Metazoa; Chordata; Actinopteri; Labriformes; Labridae
Source: the annotation of a GenBank genome assembly
GCUCUUCUUCUGAUGAUCUCAAACAGGAACAGCAACUCUGGUCAGUCUGCCUGGUAAGUUUAAUGAUGAUAAUCUGUGUUAUGUUGCUGUUAUGUGAUUCAGAUCUGAGGUGUGAUACUUAAUUUAUGCUUAUGGUGUUGGUUUUUGGGAUUUAGAGCUGACUCCUAUCUCUGUUGAACAGAUCCUUUUAGAGAUUUAAGACUACAAAAUAUUGUGCUGGUGUCCAAAUAUCAUUCGUUGUCAUGAAAAAGUUCAGUCUUAUAAACAAGACUCAAUUCUUAACAACUGGUUUAGAUGGGUUAAAGAUGCUAAAAUUAAUGGUAGGAUAAGUUAUGCAUGAAGUUCUUCCCUGUCAAAAUGUUUUGAUUUAAUCUGAUCACACUGAUAGUAAAGCCUUGAAGGAAAUUGCUCGUAUGUUUGAAAGCUCAAAAAAUAAUCCACAGAUAUGGGAAACUGACAUCAUCUUACAAAAUAAAAGAUAAUUAGUUUAAAAAUUUUCAUUGAAAGAAAGGAUUUAUUCAGAAUGGAAAUGCAUAUAAUUAUUCUAUUUAAAAAAGUAAUACUAAUAAUGAUACACAGUCAUACAAAAGUUUCAUGGAGAUUAAAAAUACGCUCUCGUAUACCUCUGCAAAUCAGUAGUUUUCCUUUUUUUCUUCUUUUCACUGAUGCCAAACACUUGAGCACUUCUGUCAAACUCCGAAAACGCUUUAAUUUGACAUCAGUGUCUGGUAAUCAUACAUAAAGCAGACAUCUGGCUGUGGAAAAGUUCUUUGCUGAGGUUAACUCGUCAAGUCUGACUCCUAUUCCUUAGAUGGUAUUGAAGAUAAAAGCUACAGACAGAUGAAGUGUGAGAGUUUAUGGCCACCGACACGUUUCUCUCUGGAGACUGGAAGUGUGUUCGUAUGUGGAGAGCAUACUCCCCUCUCAAAUCCCCUUGAGAUAACUUUUCAUUGCAAGAGUUACACCAAGCUUAUCUUUAACAUUCUGUUUAACUGUGAAUGACCUGUUUAAGCAAUGGAAAGAUGCUUCAACCAUUUAUCUUCAAUCUAGCUUCACAGUCUGCUCAGACAAGAAAGAGUGCAAUUACAGCUGGAAUAAGUUCUUUUUUAACAACCCAAAAGUUGUGAAUAAAAAGUGUUUGUGAAUCAUAUUUGUCAAGUGAGAAUCUAUUACGGGGAGAUUGGGAUGCUUGUGUUUUAUUAGAAGCACAAACAUGUCCUAAUCUUCUGUUUUGACAGAGAGAAAGACUGCCUGCUUCCUUUUACAGAUAGGAUACUUAAAAUGCCACAGUGUAAUUGACUGUGAAAUCAGUGGAGUCAAUCGGUCUGCCAUCGUCUGCUUAAAUGUGAAGAAAAACAGCAUUUCUCAUAACAACACCAGAACAGUUGAUAAGUUAUGUUUAUUUGUUUUCAUAUCCAUCUGUUUCUAUUUAGUUAUAGAGAUGUAUGAUACAAUCACAACUUUAGCAGCCAAUCUUACAAUAAUAAGCAGCUUCUCAGUUGUACUCUGUCUCCCAGCAGGAUUAUAUAAAGGUGAUCACCCGCAAUCACAAUGUAAAUAGGUUAUUCUUGGAUUGUCACUUUGUACAGCAGCAGGUAUUUCCUAGAGUAAACCAUGCUUACUGCCCUUGGCCCUUAACUUUGCCAAGCUGGGACACUACGACUAACAGUGCCUGUGAACUUCCUUAAAAGGAGGCUGAGUACACCAUCUCAGCUGACGGGAUGCAGAACAGGGAGUGCACGGAGCUGCAUUUCCAUUGAAUAUCAGCUGAUGAGGAACUAUAACUCAGCUUUACAGUCAAAUUAUAUUAGAUUCAUGUUCGCUCUCAUUGUGAAAAUAUAGCAAGCAAGCAGCAGUUUCCUCUGUUUUGAGACACACCUGUCAGUAGAUGAUGGAUUACUCAUGUCCUGUUGCCUCUCAAAACAAAGCUGAGCUGCAGAGCAUGGGGUUGAGAGCUGAAGAGCUUGAGUGAGCGUCCUGCUGUUAACAUGGAAAAAAGGAGACAAGACCUUUUCAGACUCCUCAUUUCACCAGAUGAUAACAACUGUUUGGUACAUAAACAGAAAAUGUUUUCAUCACAGUACGUUGGGGUUUCCACACUGGGAAGAACUUGUAUCCUGGUCCUUUUCAUAUGUGACCAUGUUUGGUCAUGUGGAGUAAGCAGCUGUUGCUCCUUGAUUGAUAGCAAACGCCUCUCAGGCAACUGUUUAUGCUGUCAGGGUGUGUAAGCACUGUUUUAUCUUUUAAAAAGAAUUUCCUCUGAUUUCACAUGUAGAUUUCUCUGAAAACUACGCACACAUUUUAAAUAUUUAACUUUAAGAUUUAACUCUUGUGAGGGAAAUGACUAAACCUCAGAGUCAUCAACCUUACAGCAUGGAUUAAUAGUAAAUAAUUAAACUAAUAGCCCAUUAAUUUGACCUUUAAAAGUUUAACUAGCAGCAGUUUUGAAAGUGAAAGUGAUUUUUAAUAAAAACUUAAUAUUUUUCAGAUUUCUGGGGGUCUAUAAGAGUCAUUAAAAAGUGUGUUAACACUGAAAUAACUUUCAAAGCGAACAUGUGAAACCUCCAAAACACAACUGAGAUGUAAAACAUAAUGGAAAGGGUAGAGAUCAAUGUGGUUAUAAGAUUUGAUAUCUGGCUUAGAAAAGACAAUGUGAAUGAUGUAGCUCCUCCAGAAUAGGACUUUUCACCAAAAUGUAUAACUUUUACUUCUUUUUACCCUCUCAUUCAAAGUUUUUAGCCCGACAGUAAAUUAACAGACCUUUGAAUGACAUGUUAGAUGGCUAGUUAUUCACCAGAGACAACAUAUUUUAAAAAAGUAGCUUCUUUUGAUGUCUAAUUUGAUGUUUCUUCAGAUGCUUUCGGCAAAAAGUAGACAAGUUUGUCCCUCAUAUUUAAUCUUUUCAAUCAAACUCCAUACUGACCUUACUAAAUCAAACUCUGACUGAACAGCUUUAUCUUACAGGAGGCCUGAACUGUCUACUUGUCGAAGCCCAUAUUUAUUGUCUGGUAAGGGUUUAGGAACAGGGCUUAAACUGUAAGCAUGCCACAAUGAGGGUUUGGAGAAAAAUCGGCACAGAUAUGUGAAUGACAAAGGGAUCACAUAAGACUGUUAGAUGAACUUAAGUCCUCUUUAUGACAGGAUGACUUUAACAAGCACAUGCCCUGAAGUUUGAUAGUUUGGAGCUUUCAGCUUCGUUUAUAUUUUGGAAAGACAUUUCCAUCUAAAUUAAAAUACCAAUAUUUCCAGGUCUCCAUCCAAGAGAGAACAUGUAGUGACAUUUGGCUGCUUCAGUGUUAAAGCAGAAAUAAAUCAAAGCUGACAGCACACUUCUAACCCAAACUGAUCACCUGUCAGGUAACUGAUAGGACAGCUGUCAUGGGGAGCUCUGAUUUAGGCGUCCACCCAGUGUGCGUGUCCACCUGCAUGAACACCAACACGGGGUAGAAAGCCUUUUUUCACCCUGAGCUGUCAGUAUGCUAGGUUUUUACACCUUAGAAACGCAGAACUUCAGUGGCCGUGCUGGACUCCGGCCAGUCUAAACAACCCUAGAUCCAGACUCUGACAUGUCUGUGAGCUGUUGGCCUGCUUAAGAGAGUCUCUGUGUGCUGGUCGACUGAAUCCAUAAUGCUCCCACUCCUGCCUCAAAGUCAGACCCACCCCAGACUGUUAUUGGUCUUAUAUAAGAACAGUUGUAUAGGGGGGAAAUGAAUAACUGAGGUGAGACUGAAGACAUGAAAGCUUCACAUCUGUAAAAACUGGAAAGUAGAGCAGAUGUGAGAUUUGAUGCCUUCAUUAGAAAUGUGGUUGUCAUGGAUAGGACCACACAAAUGAAGUGGUUGAUAAUGAUGAUGAAUAAUGCAGACUGGUUUGGUCCUCAGGACACAGUGUCCAUGCUGACAUGAUGGUGAUGACUGAUGCAGAGAUCCUGAAGUACUUUCUUCACUGUUUCUUUAAGACACUUUGUGUAACAGUUCAUUAUAUUAAUGUGGAAGGCUGAGUGACAACUGCAUUAGUUUGAACCAUUUCAGAAAUUUGAAAGCUGAAUCAGCAAAUCUUUUUGGACACUUUUGUGGAAGUUGUAUAAAGUUGUUAGUGUGUCAAAGAGAAAGUCUAGCUGCUCAAUGCCAAUGGUAUGGAGGUAUGGUUGAAUCUCCUGAAAUGUAGGUUUGGCGUGUGAAACAGGGGGUUAGACUCUGGCAGUGGUGAUGAUGAAGGAGGGAUACAGGGUAAGCUGAGGAGCAGGGCCUGAAUUCUGAUGACAGUGACUGAGGUAGAGGUGGAUUGCAAUGAUAGUAUUAUGCUGCAUUCUAGUUGUACUCAGAAGUCGGGAUUUCCGAGCUCCGAGUUGGAAAUUCAUCUGGAACGCCCCCCUGAAGUCGGAUUUCCAACUCAGAAAGUCGGACGAUCCUCAUCGACCCCAACUUGACGUCCAUCUUGGUUUUCCGACUUGUUUACUGGAACGCCGUCAACUCAGAAGCAACAUCAUUCCUGGCUCCGACAUCCGACUUCCGAGAUAACUGGAACACCGCAUUAAAGCACUGACUGACAGCAGAAUAGAAGAAAACAGUUUAAAGCUCCUCUGAUGAGAUUUCGAUUUGUGUCAAUUUCAGUGCCCCCUGUGGACAAAGUUGUCUUUGCUUUGUCUUCUACAUGCUUAAGUAGUGUCAUCCUGCUGACUUCUGACCACUACAUGUAUAAUUUUUUGGGAAUAUUUAAUGAAGGAAAUGCAAAAACAGGACUCUUUGUUUAGCCGUUCCACUGACCCCCACUCUUCAUGGGUGCUUUAAAUUGAAGCUACAUGUUGUUGGUUUAGUAUUUGUUAGAGUUAAUGGCCACAAAAAGCUGAUACCAGAAGGACAAAUACAUGGAUUGACAUGAGUGAUGACUUCAGAGUGAGAGACCAUGGGCGUGGUAGUGGGCGGAAAGUGGACCUGACUACCCAGGACCCCGGGCAUGGAUAGGGGCCCACUGACAUUGAGAAUUCACAGGGCCCAGAAUUUGGUGCUAUGCCCCUGUGAGAGACAAAAUGAACGAGUCUGUUUAGAUUCACUAAUCUGGAUCAAGGUGUUGGGCUGUUCAUUUCCAGAAUUGCCACUUCAUUGUUUUCUGGACACUGACCAAUGAACGCCUCUCCAAACCUCUACAAAUACUUCUUGAAAAGUAACAUUAAUGGGUUUUAAUGAGUCACAGUUCUGUUUUCCAGGGAGGAUGUGUUUAUGAUGGCUUUGUGCAUUUCUGAGAAAGCUCUCAACUCUCUAGUUACUCAAAGAGUGUCUGUAUUGGAAAAAGACCACCUCUAAAUCACUCAGUUUAUAAGCCUCAAAGACUGUAUAUGGUGUAAAAACUAAACUGUUUCUCUGUCCCACUAUGACUUGUUGCUCAUUGUUGGUGGGCUCCUCUUCAGAUCUGAAGUUGUGGAUCUCUGAAUAAGGGGUGAUGAAUAAAGUGGGCCUCUUUAUGACCUCAUAUGAUCAAGAUAGCUGAGCUCAAUUGGUUUGGACUUGUUAGGACAUGAAAGUCAUAUAGGGAGGGGAAGAACAGCUCUUAAUAGUGUGCAGUUCAUAUCAAGAAAAAGUGAGCUCACAUCGUCAUAGUGUCGUUUGUUAAAAGACGAUUGAUGCACGCUGUCAUGCUUGAAAUGGUGUCAUUUUCUUUUGGUAUUUUUUCCAAAUGAAUGUAACUCAGUAUGUUUGUAUUCAGUAUGAAAUAACAGACAUUUUAGUCCUGACUUACAAGAGUUGUAAACAAAUACUAUUGCCUCUCUCUCUGCCUUUGGACUAAUUUUAAAUACUAACUGGGGCCAGUAUGGAAUUGUGAUCUUAAUAAAGCUUAGUUUGGCACAUUUUAUUCUCUUCUCACAAACCUAAAAGAGAAGUUUUUGUUUCAGAUAAGGCCAUGAAUCAAUCAAAAAGAGAUAUAUGGAAAGAGUCAAGGGAAACAAGACACAACAAACAACACAGAGGGAUAAAACAGGACAAACCUAGACUAACCACUUGGGAAAAUAUGGAGUCAGAGAUCAGGGAGGGAAAGUGAGAUGGAGGGAGAGGGCAAGAGUCAGGUUAAGGAGGAGGAGGAGGAGGGAGGCUGUAGGAGAAACUGAGGGGCGCUCAGAGGCAGGCUUUGCCUUUUCUGGUAGUUAAAGUGGCUGAGAGAACAAGCAGGAAUUCUUAGUGCUGCAGAAGGGCCGAGAUAUAAACCAGACUGUAGAAGUUGAUGUAUGAAGAGAGGGGAGACGCUGCUGUUCAUGGACCUAACUUCAGCCACUGCAGAGGUAUUAUAAACCAAAAGGAGCUAUGAUGUUCUUUAUGUUUCUCUCUGUCGUGAGGAUGUGCUGUGUAGUCUGCACUUAUUGGCACUUUAUUGAGUACAUUUUUAUUAGACUAAGCCUUGUAUUCGAAGGGAAGCUUCUAAAUUACCUUGAUGAUGGACUGAAAUUCACCUCACCAUUAUUUAGUAAAACGGUGUUUUCAGACAUGCCAUGUGCUGCAGUAUUUGCAGUAUGUCCAAGCAUAUAAUUAAUGUUGAUCAAGUAGAUGCAAACUAGCUGAGAGAUCAUAUCUAAAAAUUAUCUGAAAUUUUGACGAUAAUCUGGAAUAAUCUGGAAUCAUGACUGCGUGUUUCAGUGAAAAAGAGAGGAAAAUCUUUUGGGCAUCAUGGACGAUGACUUUGAUCGCCGCAUGGAGCUGAGGAGGCAGAGGAGGGAGCAAAUGCGCCUUGAAGCUGACAGGUAGGCAACAUAAACAUGCACAAACAUGCAUAUAUAUAUAUACAUGGAGAUCUGUGAGCAAAUGCAUGCUGAACUUGGUUUGAAAAUGUAAAUAAAUGGUGUAUAUUGUACCAAUGCUAAUAGAUGUCCUACAUCACGUCAUCUUCAGUGAUGUUUCACUUUGUCCACCACUGGUCCUGUGCAGAGCAGAAGAGAGCAGAGUGGAUUUAGACUGUGAUGAUAAUGGUUUAAUCAUCUGUGCCGCCCUCUUUGCUCACCAGAGAGUCAAUCUACUGUGCUUCUGUUUGGGUUUGUCUCCUAAUGCUGUCACCUCCUUCUGUCUCUCUCUGCACUUGAAUAAAUACAAAAAAUACCACUUAAAGUUAAUGUUGACAUCAGCUUUUGAAUUACAACACCUGCUUAUGAGUGCACCCAAAGAAAGACAAACUGGAUUUUAUGUAACAGAGACCAACGUACCAACUGAUAUCUACAUCUCUGUAACCAAAUGAUAAAAUCUUAAAUAUAAACCAUAUUAGAGCCAUCAGAGCAGGAUUUGUUAAUUAUAGCAAUGUAAAAUAGUCCAAAACACAAGAGGGAUAUCACUCCUUGACUUUGUGCUUAGAUAGUUAAAAACUUCAUCUUCAUAAAGUCAGUCAACCGUAUUUUGGAAAGAAAGUACUUAUUCCUAACCUUUGUAGAAAAUCAGCAAAUCAAGAGGAAAUAAAUUGAGUUUGGGGCUGACAGGGUCAGCAGUGGAAACAGAUAAAUCAUGACCCCGGAACAUUUUCAGCUGUUCUUUUAAUAAUUAAUAUUGUGGAAAUUAUGAACUAGAUAGUAAGCAGUCAGGGUGUCUGUUCAGAAUUUAUUGGCCGUCAUGUUUGAUAUCUGAUUAGAGCUACAGAGGAAAAGAAGACAUUCCUGGCAAUUUUUCUCACAGUCGUGCAGCCAGCCCGACAAGUGGUGCCAACACAGCCUGACCUGCCUUUUUCUAAACACACACACACACACACACACACACACACACACACACACACACACACACACACACACACACACACACACACACACAGUUUCUCUCAGCCCCAGAAAACACUGGAGGCUAGGCUUUGCUCAAGAUGACUUCCUUUUAAACUUUGGAUUUGAUUGAUCCAUUCGGCUGUUUUUUCUUUAUCUCACUUAAUUCAUCUAAUCCAUCCAACAUUUCAGCUGGAAACUGGCUCUGGAUGGAGUGACUUAAGCUGACUGAAUGAUUUCCCUGGUCAUUUGUGGAUCAGGGCUGUUUGUGGGAGCCUUUGCCCAACCUUUGUAUUUCCCCUUUUUUUGACUCCUCUGAGUCAAAGAUGGACAGGAUUCCUGCCAUCUUUUUUCCCCUCAUAGCAUCUGCUAAAGACUGUACUGUGGAUUCAGGGAAAGUGAAAAGACAUAAUACCAGUGAUUUAUCGGUGGGCUAUUUCUAAGUCUCCCUCUGAGCCUCAUAAAGCCUCAUCAUGCUUGUAAAGAUUCAGCACAGCACGUUCAAAAGUUUCACAGAGGAUGAAGAUACAACUGGAGAUAAAAACCGUUGUCAAUAUGAAUUGAGAGAAUCUUUUGUUCUGUUCUUUAAAAAGAAAAAAGUGAAAAGAAAAAGGUUUUACUACAACUCAGAAAACUCACAUUUCUAUAUGUGUGACACUACAGUGUUGGUUUUACUAAUGAAGACGAUGAGGAGGAAGCUCGAGAGCAAAGGCGACGCGCAAGAGAGGAGAGGAAGAAGAUGAGGGAGAUGGAGGAGUCCGGAGGCACUGAAGUGAUUAACACCAACAGGUACGGUUUGAAAGCCUAAAAUCUCUUCAGUGAAAAGAGGAAUAAGCAGGUGAAUUACAAAGAUAACUGGGACCAAAACAAGAGGGGAAGAGAUUGACAGGACAGUGCGUUGACUGUAAAGCUGCCACAAAAAUCCAAAGACUGGAGUGGCCUCUGACCAUCGAUUUGACGAAUACUGGAAGUAAAUGAUGCCAUUCAAACUUGAUAAAUACUCUGAAUACACUGAAUUUUGUGCCGUCAGAAUUAUAUGUUUUACAUGAUGACAAAUGAAUUGAUUCCUACUGGCAUGCCUUGUUGAAUAGGCACAACAUAUGACCAGAAAUGGGAUAAAAUGGUUCAAAUGAGAUCUUUUUUUAACUUCAAUUUGUCAGUCAUAAGCCAUGUCAGGUAAAUAUAUUGAGCCGGAGACUGUAAGAUAAUUGGAGCAAAUUUUUACUUCGGCUUUCCCUUCAAGAAGAAAACAGGUCUAUCACAACAGAUUGUAUUAUUUGUAUUUGACUGUGAUGUAUUGUAUUUUGCUUUUUUCCUUAUAAAGCACUUUGUUUAGGCUGUAAAAUUAAAGGUUGACUUGAUUUUAAAGUGUUAUUUGUAUACUAGCCUGUAAUAGUCAACUUAUCCCUGGUUUCAUUUGCUAACAGCGUGACAGAGACGGAUUCCUCCACCACAACAACAAGCGCUGGUGGUGCAGACGAUGACCAAGUUCUCCUGGACCGGCUCGCUAAAAGGGAAGAGCGCCGGCAGAAGAGGAUGAAGGAAGCCAUGGAAAGACAGAAGGACCUGGACCCCACCAUCAGCACCACCAACGGUACAGACAACAUGCCAGAAGAGCAGACAGAAGAAGAGGAGAAAAGGGAAGAGGAGGAACCAAUCAAAGAGGAGGUAGCAGAAAAAGAUACAAACUCCUGGAAGAAAAAUGAAGAGGAGGAGGAGAAAGAAGAGGAGAAGGUAAAGUGAGAGAUGAGUGGAGAUUUAUCAGUAACAUAGUUUGGAAGAGAUCAUCUGUUAAACUUCUUUUCGUGUCUCUUGACAGGAAUCUGUUGCGGAAUCUGAAACAGUAAACGUAAAUAUUGAGGUAUCAACUCUUAAUUUAGAUUUGUGUUUGUAAUUUUAUGAAAAGAUGAACAAAAAGUGACCGAAAACAAUCAUCCUUUAGGUGGAGACUGAGGAGAAGAACGAGGAAUCAGAAGAUAUUCAGCAAGAAGAUGCCGAAGAGAAAAUUAUGCCUGAAGUUGAUGAGGAGGAAGAAAGGAAGAAGAAAGAAGAAGAGGAAAAACAGCAACAAGAAAUCUUGAGGCAAGAGGAAGAGGAAAAGCAAAAACGAGAAAUGAAAGAAAAGCUCAAGGAAGAGGAGGAAGAAAGGCAGAAAAGAGAAGAGGAUGAACGGCAGCAAAAAGAAAUGGAAGAGAGGCUGAGAAAAGAGGAAGAAGAAAGACAAAACCAGGAGAUGGAGGAGAAACUGAAGAGAGAGGAAGAGGAGCAGCAGAAAAAGGAGAUAGAAGAGAGACAGAGGAAAGAGGAGGAGGAGAUACGAAAGAAGGAGAUGGAGGAAAAGAAGAAGAAAGAAGAGGAGGAGAAACGGAGGAAAGAAAUGGAAGAGAAGAAGAAAAAAGAGGAGGAAGAAAAGCAGAGGAAGAAAGAGCUGGAGGAGAAGAAGAAGAAAGAAGAGGAGGAGAGGCGGAAAAAAGAGGUAGAGGCUAAGAAGAAGGAAGAGGAGGACAAGCGGAAAAAGGAGGCUGAAGAGAAGAAGAAAAAAGAGGAAGAGGAGAGGCGCAAAAAGAGAGAGAUGGAGGAGCAGAAGAAAGAGGUACUGACAUUUACCAACAACGACUUAAACCCCAGAAAACUCACAUAAAGCACGAGAGUUCAUCAGUAAACAGUUUGAAGUGACACUUUAACCAUUUUGAAAUGAGAUGUGAUUCAUCUGGCUCUUUUGAUAUCGCCUUUAUAACAUCAUUUUCCUGGUUUAAUAUUAUUUUUUUAGGUUCCAAACAUGUCGUGUUGACAGUGAGCCUUCUGUUUUCAGUAAUUCAACAUGUGUUUAUCUUCUUUUUGAAGGAGGAGAAGCCAAAGAAGUUCGGUUUCAAAGAAAAGGUACAAAACAUGAUCGUCAUACCGUACAUUGGAUCCUUUGUUUUUAAAUGUUGAAGAUAAAUCAUGAGGGGGAAACUGUUCACUGUUUAAUUAUUUCCUUUUUCUCCUGGAAGAAUGAACCAGCCAAACUGACCGGCAGUCCCUUUGAGAGUAAACUCAAGAAAACAGAGAAGACAAGGUAAAGUUGAGCAGACCUAAAACCACAAAAAUAUCUUUGAACGGACAGAAUUUUAAAACUAUCCUUUUUUAAUGCACACACCAUCAUGGUAUAUAUUGGCCUUACACCCAUCAUAACAAGGAGCUUCGCUGUGCCAAUGCAUUUGCUCAUUGGAUGUUUAUUGAGGACAUAAUGUCAGAAACUGAACUCAGGGGCCAAACAAGUUCACCACUACUUUGUACUUCUUUUGUAGUUUUGACCUCUAAAUUCAGGCGAGACCAUUUCCAGGGAAAAUGUUGGUGUGUUGAUGUUACACUAAAGAUUUGCACUAAGUUUCUGUUAGUCCAGUCACUCACUUGGAUCCUCAACUUGUACAAAUCCAUCCCACGAUAAAGCUGAUUUUCAACUCAUCUAUUAAUUUUAGUAAUCAUUGAGUUUGUUUGUAUGUGAACUGAUCAUUAACAUUUCUAGUUAUCUGUGAACAGGGACAAUGUUUCCUCCUCCAAGGCCGAUGACGAGGCCGAACGCAAACUACAGGAGCUGAAGCGCCGACGAAACGAUGCAGAGAGCGAGGAGAUCGAGAAGAUGAAGCAGAAGCAGCAGGAUGCAGAGGCCGAGCUGGAGGGGCUGAAGAAGAAGAGAGAAGAAAGAAGGAAGAUCAUGGAGGAGGAGGAGAGGCAGAAGAAACAGGAGCAGGAGGAGAGGAAAGCCAAAGAGCAGGUGAUAAGUACACCAAAGAACUGUAACUGAGUGGGAGAUCCACUGAGGAAAGUUAGAUGACAUUUUGAUUUUUGUAACAGGAGGAGAGGAAAAAGAUGAAGGAAGAAAUUGAGAAAAGGAGGGCGGAGGCUGCAGAGAAGAAGAAACAGAUGGAAGAGGAGGUGUCUGCAAAACCUUCCUUUGCUAUCAGCCCAAAAGGAUCUGCAAAGGUGUGUGCUAGAGAGUGAUAUCUAAGAGUUUCUGUCCUGCAUGAAUAACAAAGUAGUUUCUUCCAAAUUUAGUGGACAAAAUAUUUCCUGGUGUGGCUUCAAUAGUGGUGCACAUUUUCUGAACAACAUGACUGAAAUAAACAAACACACGCUUAAAUAUCGAGGGUGUUAAAGCAAGAAGGAUUCUCCCCUACUGCUUUGCAUUCAGUUCACUUUGUUGAAAAUGGGCAGGACAACUAUUUCUUAUCUCACGUACCUCAUGUUAGGAGUUGUAAAAUAAGCCUUAUUCAUCCUUUCCCUUUAUGGUCAAACUGUUUUUUGGGCCUGAGUUUGUUGAUUGUUCUUCCAAAGGCCAAUAUAUAUUUUUAGCUGACAAGAUGGAAUAAAAGAAAAGAUGUAAGCUGGCGCCUGUGCCUUAGUCAAAAAUGUCUGGGUAAUCAUGUUGCUGGAGUAUUUUUGGAGGAAUGCUGAGAAUCGUGUGUGCAUAAUUCAUUUUGAUUAUCAGUACUCAGUGUGUGUUCAGCAGACAUGUAGAGACUUUGUUACACAAUAACAUUGCAGAGACCUGCCUCCUUUUUAACCAUACAAUGAAAAUCAUCACAUUUUAGGGUGAUGACUUGGUUCUUGGUAAAGAUUAAGAAAAGUUUGUUCACAGAAGUGGAAGAGUCACUGUUAAGAUUAAGAUUGGAUGAGGUCCCCAUGCGAUCAACAUGAGUCGAUGUAAUGUCCCUUAAAGUUCAGUAAACAAGUGUGUGUGUGUGUGCUGUGUAUUUCUGUAUGCUUGUGUGUGUGUGUGUGUGUGUGUGUGUGUGUGUGUGUGAACUGUGUAUUUCUGUAUGCUUGUGUAUGUGUGUGUGUGUGUGUGUGUGUGUGUGUGCGUGUGUGUGUGUGUGUGUGUGUGUGUGUGUGUGUGUGUGUGUGUGUGUGUGUGUGUGUGUGUGUGUGUGUGUAUGUGUGUAUUCUGGCUGCCAGACAACCAAACUCUCCAGAUUGGUCUCUGAGGCACUAACCAACACUGUGUUCAGUACAGAGAGACCUUUUGGUCCGUCUCCCAGUGAGGUCGUCUUGGAGACAGGAAGGAAGUCAGGACACUCGGACCAUGUUAGACUUUGUGUAAAUCACUGACAGACUGUUUACAUAAUCUUACAUUUUGCUCGUUUGUACAGAUUGGGGAGAAGGCAGAAUUCUUAACCAAAUCAGCCCAGAAAAGGUGAGCUAUACAAAGUGUUUUAGAGUUUAAAAAAAGAUCUUUCUAGACUGAGGAACCACACUCACACCCUGUGUUUUUCAUUCACACAGCAGCACACCCAGAGUGUCUCAUACUCCAAUGGUGUCCAAGAUAGGAAACAGACUAGACCAGUACACUUCUGCCAUCCAGGUGAGCCUCAGAUCCUUUCAGUGCUAUUAAAACUGAAAAGUCAGAUGUUUUGCUGGAGUAAAAAUACCAGUAUAAUUCUAUAAAAAAUACUUAAUCACACAUGCAACUCAUUUAUAAUCCUAUCUAAGGUUUGUUAAGAUGUCAUCAAAAGCUGCAAAAGUAAAACUCAACAGAUGAAAAGUGUUAUUGACAUUUUAAUGAGCUUUCGACUAUUUCUCUUUUAGUGAUACUGCAUUAUAGCAACAGUCAAGGUAGAUUUACUUUUAAAUUCUAGUUUUAAAAUGAGUUAUUAUAAUGAGGCUAAAAAAAUUUCAAACUUACUUUUUAAGCACUAAACAAACAAGAUUUUGCUUCACCUCCCUGCACCAUGAAACUUAUUCAAAAGUCAUGUGAAAUAAAAUAAAAACACGACAUGAAGGGGAGCUAUGGCUUUCCUGUACUUUUAUUAAAAUCAUAACUCCAUUAUAUUAUUGCAAUUCAGUAUCUGAAUCUGGUAAAUUAAUAGUCAAUAAUGAUUUCAAAUAAAAAAUACCUUUGCCAAGCAGUCGAAAGAAACAUAAAUGGUGUUCCAAAUAGUCGAUUUCCAGAUCCUCGGUCAAUGCAACAAUAUUAUCAUCCACAUAAAUAAAAUAAAUCCAUCCUUGUUUUGUCCAGGGAAACAAAGAAACCAAAUCCCCAAAGUCUGCAAUGGCAGAUAUUCCUACAGGAGGCACACGCAGCAUCAAGAGCAUGUGGGAGAAAGGUAACGUCAGCAGCUCCUCUGAAAGUCCUGCUCCUGCCAGCAAGGUGAGAAAUCAAAUGACGGAGGCAACAAUGAAGACUACUGAUACAACAACAACAGGCAGCUGAGAUGUUUCUUUUCCCAGGAUUUAGCUGGUAUCAAAGGGGGCGUGACUGGACGUGUCAACAGUUGGAUGGCAAAGCCUGCUGCGGAAGCGGAAAAGACAGCAGCACCUUCAUCUGCACCAGCAGCAGCAUCGGCACCUGCAGCAGCAGCAGCAGCAGCAGCUCCACCAGCAAAGCCAGCAGUAAGGCCUGAUAAUUCCCUGCCUUCAUCGCACAUAUAUCAUUGUAAAUAAGACCCCAGUGUUAUAUGAACAGAGUAAUCCUUUGAUAUUCUGUUCACGCUAAUGUGCUCAUUUGCACAUCAGCAUCUCUCUCUUUGUUGGCUGCUGCCUUAAUAUCACAGCUCGCUGAGAGGACCAAGUUGCUUCUUGGACUGUGGUGACACCCCAUGGCCAGCUUACUCGACAACAACUCUGUCAGAUUAUAUAUGAAUUAAAAGACUCUCAUGACAUGUACAAUAUCUCAGUACUGACAUGUGGACAAUCAUGGGUUGGGAUAAAAACAUGAUCUCCAUUCUUUCAAACAAGAGUCCUCUCAGAGAGCAGAGGCAGGUAUGUGUCAAGAGGCUAAAUGCCAACAUACUUCCCUGCACUGACGUUUUACACGACUCUGUACACCCAUCAAUCACUCUGUCAGUAUUGGUGGGUUAUAUUACAGUAUGCUCCAGUACAAAACAAAACGCUUUUUGGGACUCAAUUUAAGUACUUAAUGAGGAAGCUGUUUGCCGGUUAUGACACAAACUGAAAUUACAAUUUUUUCAGAGCUAGAAAGCAACAACCAGGAUAAAGACUGACUAUUUCUAUGCAUUUUUUUUUAAUAUUUGACACUUCUGGUGAAUUCAAAGUUUCCUUGUGGAGCUUUUUUAGCCAAAAUAAUACAUUUCAGUCUUAUUGAAACCUUAAACAUGACAAAUGUUACCAGUCUGGUUUAGCAUUUAAAGUGUGUUCCCCAUGUACAGAGGGGUCACUGGUUCAACUUCAGACCUCUACCCCUACUCUACAUUUCCUGUCUCUUAUUGGCUGUUGUAUAUACAGUAGUGAGAAAAUGAAGCAUUAUUUUGUUUAUUGUUUUAAUAUUUUCAUAAAGAGCGCUCAAGGGUGAAUUUGGUUUCUCUAUUUUUGUAUGAUUCAGAAUAAGAGAGGUCACAUGUAACUCGGUCUUCGGUAGACACUGUGUCCUUUUCUUAAAGAAGGACACCAGCUGCUGUUCCUCACAGCUCUUCUGAAGACAUUGCACUAUGUCUGCACGCUGUGACAUUGCUCGAUGACGUGUGACAUUGUUCUAACGUGAAAUUUACGAGCCAGAUAUCUUUAGUGUCAAACGUCUUGGUCAGAGCGGCUGUGAUAACUUUACUCUGACUCAUAUGGCAACACCUCCCCCUGACGGGAUAAAGCUGUACAGCAAUUUGUGUAUUAUACUGAAAUACAAAAAUCCUGAGGUUUAUUUUUUAUCCAUUCAAUUUUUUUCUCUUUUUUUCAUACUUCAUAACUUUGACCUGUAGCAUAUAUAGAAUAUUUCUAUACAGGUGAGCAGGUACUUUGGUAUAUGAUCAGAGUAUAACCCCCAACACUGUUUGUUAUUAAUGGCUUUAUGGUCAACCUUAUUUGUUGCAGGAUAAUAAACCCGGUGAGAUUGGUAACAAACGUGGCAUGUGGGAAACCAAGAAAGCACCUGGAAAGGUAACACACACACACAGACACAUACAAACACACAAAAGACUUUCUUCUGAAAAAAUGAAGGGGGGCAUUGAUUUGAUCGUGACAUGGUCCUGUUUCUUUGUUUAUUCAGUUUACCAGAUAAACAGGUGUAAGAGGUAAAUGGUGGCGACAACACUUGAUGCAUGCUUAACUUGAUGCAUGUAGUGAUCUUUGUGGUGUAGCACUUUUGCCAUCAGAGCACUUGUGUGUUUGGUUUUGCCAAAUAAGCAGGUUGUCACUCAUUUGGUUACCUGGGCAUGUCUGCAUUGUUUUAAAUAGGCUUCAAUGACGGAGGCAGGUGAUUUACUGUGAGAGCUAAAUUUAAACCAUUUCAUCCAAUCUACCUCAAUCCGAGAUGAUACUGUGUGCUUUUGGUGGUUUGUAUGCACAAUUUUCCAGUGUGGUCAAUAAGAGUGUUGCAUUAUUUUCUUUUUACGAAAUGAGAUCUUAUUUUCCAUUCUUCUUAUAUUUCAUAACAGUUGUGUUUUUCAGUUUUCCUCACUGGUUGCAUGUCUUUGUUUCUCCUUGUUUUCAGUUGGGAGCUGGAGUCAAGAGCAAGUUUACCAUCAAUGGUAAGUCUCUUAAGAUCCUGUCAGUAGUGGUUUAAUGUACUUCAUUGCAACUCUGUGUUUCUACACUUAAAAAUAUUUACAGUUUUACUCUUUCAAUUUGACCUCAGCAUUUAUCAAAUGAAUAUAUUGAUUUUUUUUGCUCUAAAUGUAGGCUUACUAAAGUGAAAACACUGACGAGCUUCUACAAAUAAAAGGUUACACAAAGGAUGGGUGCAGUUCGUCAAUUAAACAAUUAAAUGCCAUCUCUUUCACUCGUUGGCACAAGUAUCUCUAGUUGGUCAAACAGGUUAUUUGACUUAUAAUUAUUAGUCAUAUUGGGACAAAGCUGUAGCACACCUAUCGACCACUAGUUGGGGCUGUAGCUCCAGUGUUGCCAUAAAACUAUAAUGCUUUUCUACUCGGAUGUAAACAAGCUGACAGGUUGCAUCCAGUCCAGUCUUAGAAAAUAAGAGAUAAUGUUGUAGGUUAGGGUUAGGGUUAGAUGUGUCUGGUUUAUAAUCCCUUGAACUGAACAAAGCACAACAGCACAGUCAUGCUAACCUGAAAGGAGGAACAAAGGCUAGUGGUGACUGGUGCUAGCUCUGCUACUGUUAGCCAAAACAAUUUGACAUCAUUUACCUGCAGACUCUGUGUUCCUGUGUUUAGGUUUGUUAAAUAAAUUGUGCCAAAUCUUAUCUGCUGUGUUACCUGGAGAGCGGUUGGUUAGUCAGAAUUUAAAUCUGCAUGUAAUCGACUGGGAAAGGAGUGAAUUUCAGACAAAAUGGUUGGACAUUUUUAUUGGCUUUCUUGCCAAAUACGAGACAAAAGAUCAGUGUUAUAACCAACUCUGUUUGCUGGGUUUAAGGCUAACACUGGAAAUCUUAGCCUCGAACGAAGACUUGAAUAAAUGGACACACCUAGUCUGGAAACCAAAGACAUAAAAAUCAUGAACAAACAUAAGAGUAGUUAUCAAUCCCCCAUCAACAGAUUUAUCUUCUGAUGCAUUUCUAUGGUGAUAGAAAUGGUUUUAUUUCUACAUUUCAUCUGGAUGCUUUCUCCUAAAUGAGCACAUACAUGUUAAACCAGGGUUUAUCUUGAUCAGUCCUGGGGGAAGCAGAGUUUAGUCGAGGUGUGUUUGCCCUUCAAAACAUUUUGUGGACAAGAGGGGCAGGCUGUGAUGGAUUUAUUACCCUCUGUGGACUCACAACCACUGCAACCCAACAACAUCCCUCUCUGCCAGACUAGCUGCUCACUGUAAAUCAAAUCUGCUGCUGGAGAUUUUUGGCACGGCACACCUCUGUAGGCACUGUGGUCUAUAUCUAAAAAAACCCUCACCCUGACCUUGUUUCCUAGUAUAAAGAACCUUGUAGACUCCUGGCGUGGCUGGCGUGUCUUUGUGGCGCACUGUUCACCCGCUGCCACCUGGGCUGUCCAAUGCCACGCAGGGUGUCGGGGAGCUGUUCAGCAUACCACAGUGCAGCUGCUUGAUUGUCACAUUACAAAUGACUGCUGGGGAGGAUUACUAACAGUUUAAGAAGCAAAUCUGUCCCGAUCACCAGGCUUAUUCACUCAGUACUUAAAUUAAAGAGCUUGUUAAAGUCCAUCUUGCGGGCUGUAGGGACAAUUCAAACCAGCAUCACUCAUAAAAAGACAAAAUACUUGCUAAUAUCAGCUCAGGAAAGCUGUCUCUCUCUUCCCUCUGCUCUGUUCUGUGGUUGCUUUUCUCCAAGCCUUGAGCUGAAGCGUGAACAAUCAGACUGGAAAAGUGUUUGUCGGGUGUCGGCUUCGAACCUAAAUAGCAAUCCUUGUUUGUAACCUCCCCACUUCUUCAUCAGAAAUAGACCACGGGGAAUGAAGUAAAGGGCAAAUGACAAAGUAACAGCUUUCAAUCACACAGAGUGAAGUGUCCUAGCUUUCACUCUUAGUUAUAUGAUAUUGGAACCUAAUCUGAUGUGCAAACAAACAUCACAUUCAGUCCAGAGUGAGGUAUUCAUGUAAAAGCUUUGAUUAACAGCCUUAAGACAGAUUUCUUUUAAUACCUUAUAAACCAUAAAAAGUUAUGAUAUAUUGACUAAUCCAUCUGUAAUGUUUUUUUUUUUUUUCGUUUGUUUGUUUUUAGCGGGGGUGAGACCCUAACUACUGACAUCCCCUUUGAAAUGCAGCCAUACCUGACCAGUCACGCAGCUCUGUUACUGUAUAUGCAUCAACUUUUUUCUAACAUCCAAGCGUUUUUGAUGACGUCCUGCCAGAUUGAACAAAAAAGACACGGGACCAGGAUCAGCAAUUCGUAAGAAUUCCAGCAUCAGUCUAUCUUCAAUGCUCACCAAAAGCCAUAAAUUCAACAUCUACUGAGAGUUUUAAGGAUAAAGUACCACAUGUUAAAUGCUUGAUAGAUAAUCGAUUGUGAAGUAUAUUUUUGUUUAUCCAAGGUUAGUCUUUACAAAUUUUGAAUGGCUGUCUGGAUGUGUUAAUGUUGUGUUAUUUUGAAGCCAAACUGAUGAGCUUGCUCUUCUUGUUGAGUAUUGUCACAUAGCUUUACACAAGUGUAAUUCUUCACACAGUCUGCUUUUUUAUUAUGAAACUUUCUAUGAUGGCUGCAUGUGAUAAUUGAAGCCAUUUGAUGUCCAUUUCACAGCUCGCAUUUGAACUGUUACAGUGUGAUAUCACCGAUCCGGGCGAUAACUAGUAAUUGAUUAAGUAAAUUCAAAUGUUGGAACCAUAUUCAGAAAAGACGUCCUUUAAAUAAGGUAUCCUCGACGUCUCUUUAUUGAUAAAUCAUGAAGGAAAACCGUUUUUUUCUUAUUUGGUUUCAUACCUCAGAUCUGAACAACUUCUGGAUUCAUUUCCUUGAAAUCUUGUAUAAAUGUUCAUGGUUCUCAGUGAAGGUACCUUUGUAUUAGGUCCUCCCCAGCUUUAUAUGCAAGGAUACCAGAAAGUCAUAUUUUAAUUUAGUGAGGUCUUUUUUAUGAACAUCAUCGAAAAAUUAGAUUUUGUACAGACAUUCAUGAUCCCAUUGGCUGAACCCUUGGCUGCACACCUGGCUUUGUCUGCUUUAUUCAGUUCAAACAAUCAUGCCUCCAGGAAUGAGUGUAAUGUCUGUGGUGCCCUGACCUGUUAUUUAGCCCAUCAUCAGGUCAAAGUUACCCAUGACAGAUGAUCUGAAUCAACAUUCCCGCCAACCUCUUCACAGAUUUAACUAUUGUCAGAGGACAUCAAAAUUUAUCUAAAACUGAAGAGAGUGAAAAUGGUCAAGUUUUACAUGAGCAACAUAUUUCCAUUACGACUUAUUUACAUUUACAACUACAAGCUUGAAAUCUUAUAACGACUUAUUUUACAAAAGCAGAUUUCAUGAUUUAUCAGAAAUGAGCAUCAAGUUGGUGCUCAUAAGACCAUGAAACCAAAACGGUAUCUACAUAAAAUCAGUGGCACAUUCUUCCUAAGACUACAGACUGACACAGAUUCACACCUCCUCUCUUUUUAAAGAUGACAAUAAACACUUUUAUGAGAGCAUCACAAUGUCUAGAAAUAAGUGUGCAAGUGUCCACUUUAACAACUAUUCAGAGACCAAAUCUAUUUAAAAAGCAGGAAGCAGCCUCGCUAGUCUACCAUCAGUUUACGGGCCACUAACUUUAAAGUUUAUUGACAUUUCAGCAGGUAUGAAGAUGUAUGAGAUAAAACCAAUAUGCACUGUAACACAAUGCCUGUAAUCAACGUUCAGUCAUUCUGUUCUUCUCAGCCGGCAGUGCACAUGAGCUCAAUCUUGCCAAAUGUAUUUGAAUUGUUUCACUAUUACCGUCGUGAAUUGCUUUGUUGGAAUUUUAAAAACUAUUGUUUGUACUUGCUUUAGCAAUAAAAAAGAGAAUUAAAAAAAA